Messenger RNA from Priapulus caudatus, 836 nucleotides. Its product is annotated as biogenesis of lysosome-related organelles complex 1 subunit 5-like. The record is from RefSeq and is a predicted model, not a curated record. The coding region runs from base 8 to 508 and encodes 166 amino acids. Gene Ontology annotation, cellular component: BLOC-1 complex; transport vesicle. The transcript is spliced from 3 exons. NCBI's taxonomy places the organism in Eukaryota, Metazoa, Priapulida, Priapulimorpha, Priapulimorphida, Priapulidae.
UGUAAACAUGGCAUCGAUUGAAAACAUUGUGAAAGAUACGGGAGAGAUUUAUUCUCGCUUGUUCGACCACCGGCCUGUGAUACAAGCUGAGAUCAAGUACUUUGUAAGAGAGUUUGAAACAAAGAGAAACGAUAGGGAAGAGAAGAGUAGGCCUAUCAAAGAGGUUCACAAUUGCAUUCUUCAGACACAAGCUUGUGCAGAAGAUAUUGCCAGUGCCGCUGUAGAUAUACCAUCAUUGACAGAAAGGAUUCGUCUGCUGGCGGGGGAGUGCCGGCACCUGGGGGCACAGCAGUACCGAGUGACACCCCCCGAGGAGCAGAGGCAGCAGCAGGAGCGCAGGGCCUGUGAGUGGAGGAAGUUCAGAGAGGAUAUGGAGCAGUGGCAGACGCAGCUCGAACAACAGAGCAUUGAGGAGGAGAAGAAGUUUAGACAAUACUAUGCUGACCUUGAAGACAAGCUGAAGCUGGGACUAUACACGCCCGGUACAAAGCAACCAUUCGAUGGCUAGCAGAAAUUCCUCAGCCUGAGUAUACACACCCAAGUACUGGAUUCUUAUCACGUUAUACAAGUAACAAGAUGUUUCAUACUCAUCAUUCCAGAUUUAACUGAUAUCAUAAGGAUAACACAAUGUUAGGUAAUUUAACAGACACCUGUGACUGUCUGAUUAUGUAGGCAUGAUUAGCGCGCUAUGCUAGAUAAAUUUAGGCAAUAAUUAUUCAAGGGGAUGAGAACAGUGAUAUUAUGCCAUCGUAAUAUAUUUGUUUAUGUUUGCUUUCUGUUAUUGUUAUGAGUUUAUGUGUGAUUUUAUUUUAAAGUAUGUUAAAUAUAAAUGAUUC